This is a messenger RNA of Cylindrotheca closterium, 300 nucleotides long. Lineage: Eukaryota; Bacillariophyta; Bacillariophyceae; Bacillariales; Bacillariaceae. The record is from the annotation of a GenBank genome assembly.
AUGACCCUUUCUGCUGCUCGUGCCAUCGCCGUAAGGAGCGUUAGCCGCAAGGCUCCUGUUCAACAACAAAAGCGAACCAUCGUCGACUACCUUACCAACUACCCAGAUAAGGUUGCUGAGAUGAAGAAAGUCCAAUGCGCUGGAGGAACUUUGCAAGGAGAGUCCAACCCCACUUGGACGAAGCAACCCAGUGACAAGUUCGUCAACGCUGCCGGUUUCCUCCUUGCGUCUCUUGGAUUCACCAAGGCCACUAUCGCGGCAUACCGAUUGGCGACCGGAAAGGGAAAGAUCGAGGACUAA